Molecule: messenger RNA, 987 nt
Organism: Aspergillus pseudonomiae
Lineage: Eukaryota; Fungi; Ascomycota; Eurotiomycetes; Eurotiales; Aspergillaceae
Product: TPR domain protein
Exons: 1
Coding region: 1-987 (328 amino acids)
Biological process (GO): microtubule-based movement
Cellular component (GO): cytoplasm; membrane-bounded organelle; kinesin complex
Molecular function (GO): kinesin binding
Source: RefSeq, a predicted model, not a curated record
AUGGAGAAUACCAGGUCGAUACUGCAGAGCCUAUUAGCGGAAUGCGACGAACUAGUAGAAGAGAACAGAUGGGCCGAAGCGCGAGAGAAACUGGACCAGGCCAUCCAGCUAUCAGCGCAGCAGCUGGGGCCCGACCAUGAGGACACGCUAGACACAAAGGCGAUUCUUGCCUACCACCUCCGAAGGCACGGUGGGUGUCAGGAGGCCGAGACGAUAGAUCGCGAAGUGCAUGCUGCUCGUGUGAGGGUCUGUGGACAGGACCAUGCUGAGACGGCUAAAGCAUUAAAUAAUAUUGCGCUGGAUCUUAAGGGCCUUGCUAGGUUCGAUGAGGCGUUUGAUCUUGAGGAGCAAGCGUUGGACAUAUUUAUGAAAGUGGAAGGGGAGAAUUCCCGAGCGACGCAGACGAGCAUGAAUAACUUGGCGAAUAGCUAUCACCAGCAGGGGCGUUUUGACGACGCCGCCAGGUUGCAUGAGAAGACACUGGAGCUUCGCAUGAAGACACUGGGUCGAGACCACUUUGAAACAAUCAUGGCUAUGGAUCUGCUUGGUGUUGACUGUCGAGAGCUGGGUCAGGUGCAGAAAGCUGCGAGGUACCAGGAGGAAGCGCUCGAGCUUGCAACAAACAGUCUGGGGGAAGCAAAUGAGACCACGAUUCGCUGUUCGAUGAACCUAGCAUCAACGUACCAGAAAUUCGGGACGGCCGAUGGACAGCAGAAGGCAUUAACCUUGCUGGAGCGGGCUCUGGAGUCAUCCCGCAGGGCCCUUGGUGAAGAAAGUCCGGAGACGGUGGGCAGCAUGAACAAUCUCGCUGUGGCGUAUGUCAGAGCGGACAGACUAGACGACGCUUACCCCCUGCUGAAGGAAGCUUAUGAUAUUAAUCGAAAGUCUCUGGGGCCAGAUCAUCCGAAAACCCGAGCUGCGGAGGGUAACUAUAACUAUGUUAUGGAGAAACUGGGGUUAACUCAGGCUAGCGUAUUUGGAGUCUGA